AUGAAAGUCGACCGGUUCUCGAUAACUCGCCUGAGCAAUCAAAUUCUGGGAAAUCGCAACAACAGCAACAGUCAACGGCACACGGCUACUUUCACCAUCAGCGACAACGAUGCGACGACAAACGCAACAAAUGGCACAACGGUGGACAUUGAUAACCAUACCGUGUCAACGGUUAGUUCUGCGUCCGAUGGAAAACGACCGAGCUUUGGCUACCUGACCAGGGAACCGUUACCCCGAUUGGAAUACUAUCGCACAUCGAAACGGGCCAUUAAACGACCAUCGUUAGGUGAACUGCACGGAGACCUUGACAGAAAACCGGAAUCCAAAGUAGAGGACGACAAACCGGACGUGCACGGUCACGGCAUCAAGCUAGGAUGGAUCGAAGGCGUGCUGAUACCAUGUCUGCUCAACAUUUGGGGCGUGAUGCUAUUUUUGCGUCUCAGUUGGGUAGUGUCACAGGCCGGAAUAAUAGAAUCGUUGGUCAUCAUCGUAAUCUCGUACUUGGUAUGCGUUAUAACGGCGCUAUCCCUAUCGGCCAUCUGUACCAACGGCCAAGUGAAAGGUGGUGGUAUCUACUAUCUGAUUUCGAGAUCACUCGGGCCGGAAUUCGGUGCAUCCGUGGGCAUCGUGUUUGCAUUCGCAAACUCCGUGGCAGCCUCGUUGAACACAAUCGGUUUCUGUAAUUCCCUGAAUGAUUUGCUAAAAACGUUCGACGCAAAGAUAAUAGAUGGCGGUGUUAAUGAUGUCCGAAUCGUCGGUACAGUGGCUAUCAUAAUCAUGGUCAUCAUUUGCGCUGUUGGAAUGGAAUGGGAAGCAAAGGCACAGAACUUCCUUAUAGUGACAAUUGUAGUCGCAAUUUUUAACUUCUUGAUAGGCGUGCUAGUUGGACCGACUAGUGAUGAAAAGAUCUCACAAGGCUUUAUAGGCUUUUCGAAAGAAGUCUUCGCGGAAAAUCUACAAUCGGAUUAUCGGUGGAGUGAGAAUUCGGAUCACACAUUCUUUACUGUUUUCGCAAUUUUUUUCCCAAGCGUGACCGGAGUUCAAGCAGGAGCGAACAUAUGUGGCGAUUUAAAAGAUCCUGCUACGGCUAUUCCAAAAGGAACGCUGCUAGCACUGCUCAUCUCAGCUAUAUCUUACGUAUUAUUUGUAUUUUUCGCUGGAGGUGCAGCCCUGCGUGAUGCAUCCGGUAAUAUAACCGAUUAUGUAAAUGGGACAUUUCCAUCCUGCGCAAACUGCGCUUAUGGGUUACACAAUGAUUACACGGUGAUGCAGCUGAUGUCCCUCUCCAGCUAUAUCAUCUAUGCUGGAUGCUUUGCUGCAACUCUCAGUACCGCGUUGACUAAUCUCCUCUCGGUUCCAAGAAUAAUCCAGGCUCUUGGAAUCGACCGCAUCUAUCCGGGUCUAAUCUUCUUCUCAAAAGGUUAUGGAAAACACGGAGAGCCCUACCGAGGCUACGUGUUAGUUUUGCUGAUAUCUGUCCUUUUUGUGCUGAUAGCAGACAUCAACGCCAUCGCACCUCUGAUUUCCAACUUUUAUUUAGCAUCAUAUGCGUUGAUCAAUUUCUGUACUUUCCACGCAGCUAUCGUCAAGCCAUUGGGAUGGCGACCAACUUUCAGAUUCUAUAAUCCCUGGUUAAGCUUAGUCGGAUCAGUAGGAUGCAUUGCUAUUAUGUUUAAGCUAGACUAUACGUUCACAGCUGUUACGAUAGUGGUUAUAUUCAUAUUAUACUUAGUCGUUGUUUAUCGAAAGCCGGAUGUUAACUGGGGUUCUAGUACCCAGCAGCAAACAUACAAAAGUGCACUCUCAUCAACGCUUAAGCUUCAAACCAUCGGCGAUCAUGUUAAAAACUAUCAUCCUUCGGUGCUCGUUUUGGCGGGAAAUCCCAUGAAUCGUCCUCCUCUGAUAGACAUGGCAAACCUUAUCACCAAGAACCACUCGCUAAUGAUAGUAGGAGAUAUCAUCGAAGAACGACUGUCCUAUCGUAAACGACAAGAGCAAAACUCGAAGUACACAAAGUUUUUGGAAAUCCGGAAAAUCCGCGGCUUCUACCAGCCAAUCGAUGGUCUAUCGUUUGAAGAUGGUGUGCACGCUUUGAUUCAGACCUCUGGAGUGGGUAAAUUGUCUCCAAAUAUCGUAAUGAUGGGCUUCAAAUCGGAUUGGAUGACAUGUCCAGUGAAAAAUCUACUGAAGUACUACAACGUUUUACAUGAUGCAUUUGAUUGCCGUAUGGCUAUUUCGAUACUUCGACUACCAAAUGGAUUAGAUUUUUCGCAUCUGAAUACGGAAAUUGUGUCUACUCCUAGCAACGAUCCGAAUACCGGUGGCCAUCCAAAUCAUCACACCAUAUCGACGAUUGCCGCUGAAGGGCUGAAGCCACCGACAAAACUAAUGCAUGUUGAUUCCAAUCUAAAUCUUGAUUCACUAGCAGGAAGUAAUCACACGACUUUAACAAUACCUCAACCGACCCCCUUAUCGAAUAGGAGAGACCUUCUGGCAACGCGUGACAGUAUAAUCUACUCAACUCGCGGGGGCUCAUUUGUUGACAAAGAGAUCCUCGAUCGGAUGGGUGUUUUCCAGAAGAAACAACCAAAGGGUACGAUCGACGUCUGGUGGCUGUACGAUGAUGGUGGCCUCACCAUGCUGGUCCCUUAUAUCAUAUCGAUGAGAUCGAAAUGGGCGCAUUGUAAAAUUCGGGUAUUUGCUUUAACCAACCAACAGAUGGAGUUAGAGGUGGAAGAAAGAAACAUGGCAAAUCUCCUCAUGAAGCUGCGGAUUAACUACUCCUCGUUGACGAUGCUUCAGGGCGUUAUGGACGCUCCGCAGCAGGAAACCGUCGACAUGCAUGAGCGAUUGCUGAAGAAUUUUCACAAAAACGAUGGCACCGAAAUACCGAUCAGUGACACAGAACAACUAGCACUGCAGGAGAAAACAAACAGACAGCUUCGAUUACGUGAAAUGCUAAUCGAACAUUCCAACAGUGCCAAUCUGAUCGUCAUGUCCAUGCCUAUGCCUAGAUUGGGAACCGUUUCAGCGCCACUGUACAUGUCUUGGCUGGAAAUGCUCACAAAGGACAUGCCGCCGUUUAUGCUAGUUCGGGGUAAUCAAACAUCAGUCCUCACGUUCUACUCCUGA
Molecule: messenger RNA, 3132 nt
Organism: Sabethes cyaneus
Lineage: Eukaryota; Metazoa; Arthropoda; Insecta; Diptera; Culicidae
Gene: NKCC
Product: bumetanide-sensitive sodium-(potassium)-chloride cotransporter
Exons: 9
Coding region: 1-3132 (1043 amino acids)
Biological process (GO): chloride transmembrane transport; cell volume homeostasis; potassium ion import across plasma membrane
Cellular component (GO): membrane
Molecular function (GO): sodium:potassium:chloride symporter activity
Source: RefSeq, a predicted model, not a curated record